This is a messenger RNA of Quercus lobata, 795 nucleotides long. RefSeq lists its product as uncharacterized. NCBI's taxonomy places the organism in Eukaryota, Viridiplantae, Streptophyta, Magnoliopsida, Fagales, Fagaceae. The transcript has 2 exons. The record is from RefSeq and is a predicted model, not a curated record. Bases 1 to 795 code for a protein of 264 amino acids.
AUGAAGCGUUCUCUUUUUCUUCGUAUUCAAUCUCAAGUUGAAGCUCAUGACUCUUACUUUGUCCAAAAAAGAAAUAGUGCCAACAAACUUGGUUUAUCUUCAUUACAAAAGAUAACUGCUGCACUUAGAAUGCUUGCGUAUGGAGUAUCGGGUGAUUUGAUAGAUGAAUAUAUGCGGAUUGGAGAAACUACUGCAUUAGAAAGUUUAAAAAAAUUUGUUACUGCGGUAAUUGAUGUUUUCUCUGAAGAAUACUUGAGAAAGCCAAACAAUGAAGACAUUGCUAGACUGUUAGCUCACGGCGAACGUCGAGAUUUUCCAAAGCGAUCUCAUGUAUUUAAUGAACUUGCUGAAGGACGUGCUCCUACAAUACAUUACUCAAUUAAUGGUCAUGACUACACUAUGGGAUAUUACCUUACUGAUGACAUAUAUCCAAAGUGGGCAACAUUUGUGAAAACAAUGCUAGCUCCACAAGGACAGAAGUAUAAAUUAUUUGCAGCAGCCCAAGAGGCGUAUAGGAAUGAUGUGGAGCGUGCAUUUGGAGUGCUUCAAGCACGUUUCGCAAUUGUCCGUGGACCUGCACGAUUUUUUCAUCUUGAAACACUCAAAAAGAUUAUGAAAGCGUACAUAAUUCUCCAUAAUAUGAUUGUUGAAGAUGAGCGGGAUGAUAAUGAAGUGGUAAAUUUGGAUUAUGAACAAAAUGAUGGAGUGGAUAAUCCUCCUUUGCAAAUGUUACGUGAACAAAGUGAUGAAUUUUUGUCAUACAUUGAGAGGCAUGGACGCAUUAGAGACCGAUAA